This is a messenger RNA of Effrenium voratum, 1376 nucleotides long. The record is from the annotation of a GenBank genome assembly. NCBI's taxonomy places the organism in Eukaryota, Dinophyceae, Suessiales, Symbiodiniaceae.
ACGCACGCACGCACGCACGCACGCACGUGGUUUUUCGUAGAUGCCUUGUUCUUCGCAGCCAGCGCUCGGAGCGCAUCCGAAGAAAUGCAGCGAAUGCUUGGGCCCAUCUUGGGCUUCUACUUCUUCCUGGAAGUGAGAUGUAGUCCCUGUCAGGGUGGCCAAAUCGCGGAGCAGAAGCUCUGCUCUUCUGUCCGGGACUCCGCGGCGUGCAAUGAGAAGUACGCGUUGAUCAACAACAAGCUGGUGCAGUGCGGAUGGCGGCAAGGGAACUGCUUGACCACGGGCCCCUUCUGCGACAAGCCGCCCUUCACGUGCUCGUCCACCGGCGCCAGCCUGGAACCCAGUCAGUUCUUCACGGGCCAUACGGAGCCGGUGAAGAAUGGCAUCAAGGUUUGGGAUGACAGAGACUAUGUUCUGAAAGACUUCGACGCCAGCGGGGACAUGUCCGGUGCCACUUAUUAUCGGCUCGCCUAUCACAAGUCCAACUGGAAGGAUGCGGUACUCACCCUGAAGGGCGUGGAGGGUGCCACCGUGUUCCUGUGCUCUGAGCCCGGCGGACGCACCUGUGGCUGGGAGAGCUCCCUUCCAAAUGCGGGCUUUCAGGCAGUGGGAACGCUGGUGAAGUGGUCACUGGCAGAUUUCACCUGUUGGAAGAAGACGAUCACAACAGCAAGCUAUGCACUGCCAAAGAUCUCGACGGAUCAGUGCGUGCAGAUGCUGGCGGUGAAGUGCGCACAGCCGCCGCCUCCGUGCUCUUCCACCGCCGUCACGGUGGAACCCAGUAAGUUCUUCACGGGCCACACGGAGCCGGUGAAGAAUGGCAUCAAGGUUUGGGAUGACAGAGACUAUGUCCUGAAAGACUUCGACGCCAACGGGGACAUGUCUGGUGCCACCUAUUAGCGGCUCGCCUAUCACAAGUCCAACUGGAAGGACGCGGUACUCACACUGAAGGGCACAGCGGGUGCCACCGUGUUCCUGUGCUCUGAGCCGGGCAGCGGACGCACCUGCGGGUGGGAGAGCUCCCUUCCAAACGCCGGCUUUCAGGCAGUGGGAAAGCUGGUGAAGUGGUCACUGGCAGAUUUCACCUGCUGGAAGAAGACGAUCACAACAGCAAGCUACACGCUGCCGAAGAUCUCGACUGAUCAGUGCGUGCAGAUGCUGGCGGUGAAGUGCGGAGGAGUCAGUCUUCUUUCGAAGCGGAGUUUGAGAAAGGCCCAUCGGCUGGUUGCAUGAUCUAUGACUUUUAUUUGGGAGCCUUACCCGGACAUGAAUCCGGAUAUGUCCGCCCCUCCGGGUCCCUUAUUUUCAAAGGAAGACAUGCCCAUGGCCAUGCAAAGGCUCUGCCGGCCGGCAUUUUUUCUCGUUUGGAGCGGCCA